AUGGGAAGCGGAAAAAUCCCUCCCAUCUCCCGUCUGCGAUGGCGACGGGUGAAUUGCGGUUGUCCCAAUUACCACGCCCUCACCCCCUUUCCCUUCACCCCUCAAGCUGAAAAACCUCCUCGUCACCUUUUCAUCCAGCAAGGCAGUCUCCAUCCGCGAGCAGAGUGCGGAUGGAGAAGGAGGACGCAUGAAUACUCACGCGGGCUAAGAGGCGGGUGGUGGGUGGUGGGUGCUUGCUGGUGUGGUUUGAGGAGAGCGAUGAGGAGUUGGAGCGAAAAAGGCGUGAGUUGCUGCUUCGGAUCUCCCCAGGGACAUCGCAAAGUGAACUCGUUAAAAAUUUACGUCCCUGCACACGGACAACUCGUUCUCUGCGUCCAUCCAACUAGCAAACCCACUCAUCGCGCAUCGGCCAGACAAAGAGGGAAAAGAGCCAUCCCAUUUCGCUGA
Molecule: messenger RNA, 447 nt
Organism: Rodentolepis nana
Lineage: Eukaryota; Metazoa; Platyhelminthes; Cestoda; Cyclophyllidea; Hymenolepididae
Source: the annotation of a GenBank genome assembly